Morus notabilis is the source of this 728-nucleotide messenger RNA. RefSeq names its product protein NUCLEAR FUSION DEFECTIVE 6, chloroplastic/mitochondrial. The transcript is spliced from 3 exons. The coding region runs from base 115 to 387 and encodes 90 amino acids. The record is from RefSeq and is a predicted model, not a curated record. Gene Ontology annotation, cellular component: mitochondrion. Lineage: Eukaryota; Viridiplantae; Streptophyta; Magnoliopsida; Rosales; Moraceae.
AUUCAUAAACCCUAGUCCCUCCCUACAACCUCGUCACUCUGUUCUGUUCUGUUAUGCUCAAAACCCUCAGGCUCAAUACCCGACGCUCCUUCGGUUCUGAAUAUUCGAUCACCAAUGGCCGCCAGAUCCAUUUUACGGUCGGUCUCUUCCCGCGGCGGAGCCGCCGCGCUUUUUGCCUCCGAAGCCAAAGCGGCGCGCGCUCCAUUUCGUAUGGCAGCCAGGAAACCUCUCUCUCAACGCGUUCUCAGGUCUCCCGUUGAGAUGAGCUUCUGUGUGGAGUCGAUGCUUCCGUACCACACAGCCACGUCGUCGGCUCUGAUGACCUCGAUGCUUUCUCUCACCCGCCGCAGUUGCGGUUGGCUUCCGGAAGGCAGUGACACCUCAUAAACUUAGGAGUAUCGGUAUGAGCCGCAGAAGAGACAAGUUCCAUGUCAUGAGCUGCUAAAUCUAGAUCAAAUAGUAGGCCUUAGUGUCGUUUUUUUCUCCAGAGCAGAACAAGACUGCCCUCUCCUUUUCUGUUUUGCGAUUGCUCAAUAGUAGUAGUACACCACUCUAAAUGGGGGGAAUGUAAUGCGGAAUACUAAAUUUAGUACUUAUAUUGAUCUAUGAUUUUUGAUUGAUGUGAAUGAAACAUAGCAUCUUGCAAUAACCCCAUAAAAUGCUCUAUUUUUAUUAGUCAAUAAGAAGUGCAAAGAAAAUCUAUUAUCCUUUAGUAUUGUGGUAGCCGU